Molecule: messenger RNA, 1479 nt
Organism: Alternaria hordeiaustralica
Lineage: Eukaryota; Fungi; Ascomycota; Dothideomycetes; Pleosporales; Pleosporaceae
Exons: 2
Coding region: 1-1479 (492 amino acids)
Molecular function (GO): protein binding
Source: RefSeq, a predicted model, not a curated record
AUGGAGCUACGGAUUCGCGAGACAGAAAGCCCGGCACCGCAAACGCCCAUCCCGCCGCUGCUCAACCUCCCUUCGGAACUACUCCAUCAUGUGCUCAGCUACCUCACCCUAUCAGACCUCCUCACCGUGGGCAUGGCCAGCAAAGUCCUGCGCACCCACACAUUCCAAGAUACUCUCUGGCAGGCCUUUGUAGAAGCAGAGGUCCCCAACAUCACAAAACCAGCGCGCCUCACCUGGCGAGACCUAUACCAAGAACACCACCCAUACUGGUUCAUCGCGCGGCGCAAGAUCUGGUUUGCCGACACAGCCCACACAGGCAAACUGCUCAUCGCGCGCUACGACCACCGACUCAACGCAAUCGAAGCCUACGCCCUCGUUGCGGAACGACGAUCGCCCGUAGCUCUAUCCUGGGACCAACACCCCGAAGCCAUCAUCCACACCUUCAGCCCCAACGUGCGCCUCGACCUCAACGCGCCCAUCGUGCGCCUAAAUCGCGACGCCUACGAAGAAGCCAUCGGGAAUAUUGGUUACCGCCUCCAGAAAGAAGUCCGCAUGUCCCUCUACCGCGACCGCCAACAACAAGCCGCAUCCCUCUUCUCCCAACUCAUGCUCACCCGCCCCUGGCCCACGGCCAUAACAACAGACGCCACGCCCGUCUGGCCGCCCCUCACCCUCCCCAGCGCACACCGCACGCGCAACGACCACUCCCCAUCUGGCUACCGGCAACCAGGCCAGAAACCCGCGACCCUCUCCCAACUCUCUGAAUCCACGUUCCGGAUCCGGCGCUGGAUGGAGUUCUCAACCCGCGUCCUCGGCAUGGGCAUGCGCAUCGGCGAGGACGUAACGACGUGGGCGACCCUGCCUGAGGAGUGCUACACGCCCACGCCCCAGAAACCAUGGCAAGGGAUCUGGUGCGGCGACUACGCGGGCCACGGCUGCGAGUUCCUGGCUAUCAUGCAACCGGAUGAGCGGGAUGCGAAGCCGCUUCCUGAACGUGCGCUGUGGGCUAUGCGGGCGAGGGAGAGGGAGGAGAGUGUGAGUAGUGGGGGGAGUUGGACGACGGCGCCGACGGAUGCGGCGUCUUCUUCUGCUUCUGAGGAGGAAUCUGUUGAUGGGGGUGUUGAAAUUGGUGUUGGAAUGGAGAACGCAGAUGAUCUCGAAGAUAGCGUCGCCACUUUACAGUCUGCUUACCACAAUUACAUCUCCGCCUCAGGGGAAACAUCAAACGACAGUAAACACAGGUCGGAGGAAGACGAGAGUGUGUACCGCGGCCGCAUCGAAGCCGUCAAGCUCACCGGCGACCCAAACAUUCCCCGCGGCGAAUAUACGUUCAUAGCACCGGAUAUUGGUCCGAAUGGCUUGAUCCGCGUUGCGAAGGAGGAGAUUUUCAAGGGCGCGCGCAUUGUGAGGAGUGUGGGGCAUAUUGCUGCGACGGGGUUUAGAGAUGCCAGCUUAUCCUCAUCAGCCAUGAUCGCCUAG